AGAUGUAGUCCGGGGCCUCCCGGACUCCAAUUCCCAGCGGGCUUCGGGGCGGGAACCCGGAAGGGGAGGCUGGAGAGGAGCGAGUGGGGGAAACCCGCGUAGCCGAGGGAGCUGCAGCGCGGGGUGAUGUGCCCUUAUCUAUUGUGGGAAUAACAUGCCACUGAGAAGAGAGGAGUCUUCGUAAGAUCGUCCUCCUGGCUCAGGGGUGAGGUGAUCCUGCUGCUCCGUUUCCCCCGCGGGAAAUCUCUCCCUCCAGGCUUCCCUACCAAAGCUAGGCACUUUCAGAUCUUUCUGCCCCCUUCCUUUCCUCCGGACCUGGAGUCUCAAUCCCUGAACUGCUUGGCCCUUUAAAUCUCAGCUGUCAAUCAGGGCUCCUGUUUAGAGGAAACGUCGUAAUAAACCUUUCCUUGAUUGUCAUGGCUUGGGUCCUGGCCUCGUUCUUCCGUUUAGCAGGAAGUUAGGAAUUGUUCCACACUCUCUUUCACUUGACUGUUUCCACACCCCGUUCAUCACCUCUCGCCUACUCCACCCUCUUUCGAAGUUGGGCCCCUUCGCCAAGGCCUGCCUUAUAUGGGCAUGGCUCCGAAUGGCCGCCGCUCAUUGGCUGGGACCAUCACGCGCACGUCUGUCAACAAAGGGGCGGAGGGAAACCAGUUAGGUGCCGUGCAGGCAAGACAGCUGGAGGGAAGGAGCGAGGGGGCGGGCCCUCUUCUCUUGCGCACGCGUGGGUGCCUCCUUCUCCCCGCAGGGGGCGCGGCGCGCUGGUGGGGCGCUUUGAGGGGGCGUGUCUAGGUUUCGAGAGUAGCCUUAGAGGUUGGCGAAUUCCAGGGAAGCUGUAAUAGGAGGGAGUGGGGACAUUUUUCGUGGGUAUGGGGAUACUUUGGGAUUCUCUUGAGUUUAGGUGGCGCCUUGGGAUUUGAGUUUGGGUUCCGAUGUACUGUGGAAGAUUCGAAAGUAUUGUAGGGAAUCGCCCAUGUGGUUUGGGAUGUUUGAUGGGUAUAGGAUUUGGGGAGCCACGGAGAGACUUAGAAGCAGAGUCCCAUGUCUGGACCCAGAAUGCAUGCGCUUUCGGCUCUCCCGACUUCCUCCCUGUCUGGCUCCGGACAGGGAUUUAACCUUUCUGCCCCUCAUCUGGACUCGGACAAAUAACACUCCCUGCUUCCUUGGGAGGAGUGAGGAUUAGCAGGAGUUGUUAAAACAGUACCCAGUAAGCGAGCGUGCCAUAAGCUCAUGUCUGCAUAUUAACAUUUGGUGAGGUUUCUUUGGGAGUAUUUUGGAGGUUCUUUUGACUUUGAGAAAUAAAUGGUUUGGUAUUAGUUUUAUGUGUGAGGGAGCAUUGAUGUUUUAGUUAAGUUUUGCGGUCGGGGGGCCUUCUGUGGGAUUAGGUAAUGCAUGUGGAGGUUUAGAGAGAGUUUGAGCUAAGUAUAGAAUUUCAGGAAACUGGUCUUUUGGGUCAUCUGUGAGGUUGGGAAAUUGCUGUGUGUGUUGGAGUUCUUGGUAGGCAUGGGAUUUGUGUGGGUCUACAUUGAGAUUGAGGCUUUCUGAGCUGGAGGGGAUAUUUUUAGGUUUGGAAGUUGAAGAUUUUGAGAGGGUCUGGAUGUUUUGGGUUAGGAUAUAUUUGCAUCUGUAGAGAAUGAGUGGCUUUUGCUGUGGUAGUUUCUAUUCCUGGACAUUUUAUUUAUUUAUAAUUUUGUUUAUUUACUUUGGGCUGUGCUGGGUCAUCAUCGCUGUGCAGGCCCUUCUCCGGUUGCAGCAAGCAGGGGCCAUUCUUGCUGCGGUGCACAGGCUCCAGGGCACACGGACUCAGUAGUUAUGGCUCUCUGGCUCUGGAGCACAGGCUCAAAGUUGUGGUGCAUAGGCUUCCUUGUUCCGAGACAUGGGGGAUCUUCUCAGAUCAGAAAUCAAACCCGUGUCUCCUGCAUUGGCAGGUAGAUUCUAGAUUCUUUACCAUCAAGCCACCAAGGAAACCCUGUUCCUGGACAUUUUAGAUGUGUUGGUUGUUGGUAAACUUAGCCAUCUAUAGGUUUUAGGGGCUGUGUUUUUUUUUUUUUUGUUUGUUUUUGUUUUGUUUUGUUUUGUUUUAAGCAAGAAAGAGAUUUCAGCAGGGGCUGUGUUAGGAGUAGUAGGUGGGAUUGGGAAUUAUGGGGGGCAAGGAUUCUUAGGAUUAAGAGUGGUGUCUGUGAGUGCUUGGAGGUGCUUGCAGCCUGUCUAGAUCUUAAAGCUAUAGGGCCACGAAAUAAAUGGUGAUUUAGUGGUUGUGGUAUUGCCUGAAUUUAGAGGAACCAUAUAUACUGCAGAGGUCAGCAAACUUUUUCCAUAAAGGGCCAGAUAAUGAGUAUUUUAGGCUUUGCAGGCCAUAUGUUUUCUGUCACCUCUACUCAACUCUGCUGUGGUAGCAUAAAAGUAGUCAUGAACAAAGGAACAUGUUUCGAUAAAAUUUUAUUUGCAGAGACAGGCAAUGGGCUGGAUUUGGCCCGUGGCUCAAAAUAGUACAACCAGGAGUCAGCAAACAACUUUCACUGGUCUGUAAGCAUGUGGAAGUUCCGACAUUUGAAGAGUGUCUUGGUUUCAAGAUAUCUGGAGGGAGAUGGCCCAGGGAAAGACUGAGGAUUUGAGACUGUUAGUUCUGCAGUAGAACAUAGUUGGGUCAGGCUCAUUAGCAAGACUGCCUCCAGAUUAGGUCAUGCACACAAAGUCAUUGCAAAAUAAAAUGGUCACUAUUACAAGCCCUAAAUUGAGAAAUCUGGAAACCAAGUUUGAGGGCCUGGUUUUGCAAUAUAUAAACCUUCCCCACUCUGAGCCUCAAAUUCAGCAAGUUGGGAGCAACUUGAAGAAGCUAGACUAGAAAGCCCUUCUCAUGCCAGGGGUCUACGUUUCUGCUUAAAGGAAUUACCUGCAGUCUUGGGGCAAGUGUGUGCAUUUUCCUGGGUCCGAAGAAGUUGAGGUCAGAGAGGAGCUGACAGGGCCGGCUGUUCCCCAGCUUCCCCACCCCCUCUUCCGUGUCUCCAGGUGACCUGUGGAGCCCCCCACCGCCAUCCAGGCCCUGCGAUGUGGUGAACCCCCGCCUGUCUGCCACCAUCCCCAGAAUGGACCGAAGUGGCCUUCUGCCCUUCCAGCUCUGGUGCCCUCGGCCCUUUGGCACCUACUCCCAGAACCAGCCACGCCCCCCUUCUGCAGCCCUCAAGCCCUCAGCCUGCUCCGAGCCCGGCAAUGGGGUGGAGCCAGAACAUGGCCCUGCCCACUCUGAGAACACGCCCCCGGUCUUGGCCUCCGAUGCUCCUGCCUCCCAGCCUGCCCCGCUCCUUUCCGCAGCGGCUGCUGGCGACGAGGGUCGAGUCCUGCUGGACACAUGGUAUGUGAUCAAGCCGGGGAAUACAAAGGAGAAGGUGGCCUUCUUUGUGGCCCACCAGUGUGGUGGGGGCAGUCGGGCCAGCUCCAUGAAGGUCAAGGGGCACUGGGGCAGUGACAGCUCCAAGGCCAAGCGGAGGAGGCGCUGUCUUGAGUCUACGAAGGCUCCGCCCGACCCAGGGGGACAGGACGGGCCCCCUGCCGCAGAGGGGGCCCCAACCUCCACCGGCGAGGAUGUGGACCUGCUCUCUGUGGCCGAGAUGGUGGCCCUGGUGGAACAGCGGGCCGCCCUGGCCCUGCAGAGCUACCCGCGCCCCAGCACCCCAGCGCCUGUGGUCUUCGUGUCAGCUGAGCAAGGUGGGCCUGGCAAGGGGCUGGGAUCCGAACGAAGGUCUAGCGGCGGGGACUGCAGCCGUGUAGCCGAGGCAGUGGCCCACUUUGAGGCCCAGCGGGACAACCCUCCGGCCAAGGGUCUCCGCAAGGAGGAGCGGCCUGGGCCAGGCCCCGGGGAGGUGCGCAUCGCCUUCCGGAUCUCCAACGGCAGAGAGUCCCGAGCACCGGAUGGCAGCUUACCUAACGGGAGCGGGGGCCGGCCAGGUUGCGCCUACCCUGGCAGCCCAGGUCCCGGAGCCCGGGCCAAGGACAAGAUCACCUGCGACCUAUACCAGCUCAUCAGCCCCUCUAGGGACGCCCUCCCCAGCAACGUGGAGUUCCUGCUGGCUAGGGCAGACGAAGCCAGUGAGGGCGAGACCCCCGCCCCCGCCAGGCCCGAGGACACUCCCCCGGCACCCCCGCCACCCCCUGCCCGGGACUGCGGAGCGUCAGGCUUCCACGUGGAUGUGGUGGUCACAGGAGUGGUGGACGAGUGCAUCUUCUUUGGCAAGGACAGCACCAAAAACGUGAAAGAGGAGACGGUGUGCCUGACUGUCAGCCCCGAGGAGCCACCCCCGCCAGGCCAGCUCUUUUUCCUCCAGUCCCGGGGGCCGGACGGGCCCCCUGAGCCCCCGCCAGCCGACUCACCGGCCACAGCGCCAGGCCCGGACGAUGCCGAGGGGACGGCUGACACCUCCCUGUGCCGCCUGUACCGGCACGUGUCGCACGACUUCCUGGAGAUCCGUUUCAAGAUCCAGCGGUUGUUGGAGCCGCGGCAGUACAUGCUGGUGCUCCCAGAGCACGUGCUGGUCAAGAUCUUCAGCUUCCUGCCCACGCGGGCCCUGGCGGCUCUCAAGUGCACCUGCCACCACUUCAAGGGCAUCAUUGAGGCAUUUGGCGUGCGGGCCACAGACUCGCGCUGGAGCCGCGACCCACUCUACCGCGAUGACCCUUGCAAGCAGUGCCGCAAGAGAUACGAGAAGGGCGACGUGUCGCUCUGCCGCUGGCACCCCAAGCCCUACCACCACGACCUGCCUUACGGACGUUCCUACUGGAUGUGCUGCCGCCGAGCCGAUCGCGAGACCCCCGGCUGCCGCCUGGGUCUGCAUGACAACAACUGGGUGCUGCCCUGCAACGGGCCGGGCGCUGGUGGGGGCCGGGCUGGCCGCGAGGAGGGGAGGUGAAGCCGGGGGAGGGGGUGGGGAAGAGCCCACCACGCCCACCCCCAUCCCCUCCCCCUGGGAGCCGAGGGUCAGGACUGGGUCACCAGCCCAUACCCCCAACCCAGGCAGCAUGGAUCCACCUCCAGAACUAAGAUGGGGUUCAUGGGGGUGACCAAGAAAGCACUCCGAUUGACCCCUACUGGUUUUCUACUCUUCAGAUCCUCAAGUUGGGUGUUUUUUUUAAUCAGCAUCUCAA
Molecule: messenger RNA, 5139 nt
Organism: Bubalus bubalis (water buffalo)
Lineage: Eukaryota; Metazoa; Chordata; Mammalia; Artiodactyla; Bovidae
Gene: FBXO46
Product: F-box protein 46
Exons: 4
Coding region: 3087-4904 (605 amino acids)
Molecular function (GO): protein binding
Source: RefSeq, a predicted model, not a curated record